This is a messenger RNA of Mauremys reevesii (Reeves's turtle), 3237 nucleotides long. RefSeq names its product discoidin, CUB and LCCL domain containing 2 (gene DCBLD2). NCBI's taxonomy places the organism in Eukaryota, Metazoa, Chordata, Testudines, Geoemydidae. The coding region runs from base 44 to 2152 and encodes 702 amino acids. The transcript has 15 exons. The record is from RefSeq and is a predicted model, not a curated record.
AUGCACGGGGCGGCGGGCGGGCGCGCUGGAGACGCCGCGGGGCAUGGUGAGCCCGCAGCGCCCGCUCCCCGCGGGGACCCGGCCGGCGGCCGCCGCGCUGCUCCUGCUGCUGCUGCUGCUGCUGCUGCGGGGCGCCGGGGCGCAGAAAGGUGAUGGUUGUGGACACACUGUUCUGGGCCCGGAAAGUGGAACUCUUACUUCAAUAAACUACCCACAGAUGUAUCCCAACAGCACGGUGUGUGAGUGGGAGAUUCGUGUAAAAUCUGGACAGAGAGUGCAGCUCAAAUUUGGUGAUUUUGAUAUUGAAGAUUCAGGUGCUUGCCAUUUUAAUUACUUGCGAGUCUACAAUGGAAUUGGACCCACCAGGACAGAGAUAGGUAAAUACUGUGGUCUGGGCUUUCAGAUGGACAGUUUAAUUGAGUCAAAAAGUAAUGAAGUCACAGUACAGUUCAUGAGCGGGACACACUUUUCUGGGCGUGGUUUUCUUGCCUCAUAUUCAACCACUGACAAAUCAGACCUAAUAACCUGUUUAGACAAUGCAAGUCACUUUUCUGAACCAGAAUUCAAUAAGUAUUGUCCAGCUGGAUGUGUGAUUCCUUUUGCUGAUAUUUCUGGCACUAUUCCUCAUGGAUAUAGCGAUUCCUCGUCACUUUGCAUGGCUGGUGUGCAUGCAGGAGUUGUGUCCAAUAUUCUGGGUGGCCAAAUCAAUGUUGUAAUCAGCAAAGGCAUUCCAUAUUAUGAAAGCUCUUUGGCUAACAAUGUCACCUCAAAAGUAGGACUAUUAUCUGCAAGUCUCUUCACGUUUAAGACUAGUGGUUGCUAUGGGACACUGGGAAUGGAAUCUGGAGUAAUCCCUGAUUCUCAGAUUACUGCAUCAUCAAGUCUAGAGUGGCCUGACCAAACAGGCCAGGCACACAUCUGGACUCCUGAAAGAGCCAGAUUGAAAAGGCCUGGACCUCCUUGGGCUGCUUUUACCACUGAUGUGUAUCAGUGGUUACAAAUAGACCUGAAUAAAGAAAAGAGAAUAACAGGCAUUAUAACUACUGGAUCCACCAUAGCAGAGUACUACUAUUACAUCUCUGCCUACCGAAUUCUAUACAGUGAUGAUGCACAGAAAUGGACAGUAUACAGAGAACCUGGUGUUGAUCAGGAUAAGAUAUUUCAAGGAAACACUGAGUAUUAUCAAGAAGUUCGCAAUAACUUCAUUCCACCUAUUAUUGCACGUUUUGUUAGGGUUAACCCGUUAAAAUGGCAUCAGAAAAUUGCAAUGAAAGUGGAACUGCUAGGAUGUCAGUUUAGUAUAGGUCGGGCUCCAAAACUUACCAUGCCGCCGCCGCCACCACCACCACCACAAAGUAACAACGACUUCUCCCUGCAGACUGAUAAAACAACCUCCACUCCUGAGAUCAAAAACACCACUGUGACUCCAACUGUAACCAAAGAUGUGGCAUUGGCAGCAGUCCUAGUUCCAGUAUUGGUGAUGGUCUUCACUACUCUCAUUCUGAUCUUAGUGUGUGCAUGGCACUGGAGAAACCGAAAGAAAAAAGCUGAAGGAACAUAUGACAUACCUUACUGGGAUCGCGCAGGGUGGUGGAAAGGCAUGAAGCAGUUUCUUCCUGCCAAGUCAGCAGAGCAUGAAGAAACCCCUGUUCGCUAUAGCAACAGUGAAGUUAGUCACCUGAGACCAAGAGAAGUCCCAACUAUCUUACAGACUGAGUCUGCAGAGUAUGCUCAACCACUGGUAGGGGGAAUCGUUGGCACACUUCAUCAGAGAUCAACCUUUAAACCAGAAGAGGAAAAAGAAGCAAGCUAUGCUGAUGUGGAUCCUUACAACUCACCUGUACAAGAAGUUUAUCAUGCUUACGCUGAACCAUUGCCUGUCACUGGACCAGAAUAUGCAACCCCAAUAAUCAUGGACAUGUCAGGUCAUUCCACCGCACCUCUUGGUGUCUCUUCUAUUUCUACUUUCAAGGCUACAGGGAACCAGGCCCCUCCCAUAGUGGGAACUUGCAAUAAACUCUUAGCUAGGACAGAUAGCUCAUCAUCUGCACAUGCACUGUAUGAUACACCAAAGGGGAUGCCUGGACCGGGUUCCUCAGUUGAAUUGGUGUACCAGGUACCACAGAGCAUGCCACAUUUCACAGGAAGUUGAGGAGAACUGAGGUAAGUUAUGAAUGAGCUAGGGGGUGGCAAAUGUGAAUUCUUAAAACAAAAUUCUUUGAAGGUGACUAUAUUAAAAUCACUUUUGAAUCACAUUGAAUUUUUUUUGUAUUGUAAGUUGUAGUAACAUGGAGUUGAACAAAAAUGUGAUGUGAUAUCGGAGGUCUAGGAAACUAACAAUCCUGCCAUUUCUUUGAGGGUAUAUACAUAUGAUUUAUUUGUUGCUGUUCAGAAACCAUGGACACCCAGUUUACUACUGUACAUGAGAGAGAGGAGUUCCCUAAGAUGAACUUCAGCAAUUGAUAGUCACGCUGCAUGGAGAGGAAUGAUACAUUGCUAUAGCCUGAGAGCCAAUAAUUUAGACCUUGCUGAAGGUACUGUUCCUGAAAUACCAAGCUUUAACAUUUCUGAAGUCCACGUAUAAGAGAUGCAGCUGAGGGAUUGUACCCAACAUCUAGCUUCCCCAAAGAGACCUUCAAAAACUCUCUUGAUAUUUCUGGGACUGCUCCUGCUGUAACUGAACUCUAGGACAAACUCCCACUGACUUCAUCGGAAGCAGGAUCAGGCUUGAAUGAGUACCAGUGUUCCACCUUUUCUUUGUGGGAUCGGCAAUCCAGAGUUGCUAGAAAUCUGUAAGGCGAGCUACUUUGGAGGAAACAAUUUUUCUACUGUUCUUAGCUUCCUUUAAAAAAAAACUAAACCCCAACAUCUGUUAGCUUUGUAAUGUAAGUUACCUUUGCAACAUCUUCUCAAGUCUCGUGGACUUUAAGGUCAGAAGGGACCAUCAAGAUCACCUAGUCUGACCUCCUGCACAUUGCAGGCCAUAGAACCUCACCCCUCUCUUUUCUAGGGAUAAUUUCUCUGUACUAAUUCAUUGUGUGGUCAGACUCUUUUCUAAACAGAGACUACAGUGUGAUCAGUGUCCUUAACAAUUGUUACUUGGGAAUUUAUCCCUAGUAAGUGAGACUACUGAAUUAUCCUAAUUUGAAUCCUCUGAGGUUCCCAAUUACCUCUGCAAUGAGGCUGAAAACUUGGUCAUUCUUUGAGGAAAUUGCAGGUCUAAAAGAGUGACUUUUU